Molecule: messenger RNA, 237 nt
Organism: Microthlaspi erraticum
Lineage: Eukaryota; Viridiplantae; Streptophyta; Magnoliopsida; Brassicales; Brassicaceae
Source: the annotation of a GenBank genome assembly
AUGCCUUGCAAAGAGAGUAUUGGCGAUCUCCUUAUGAGCGUAGCGUAUGGCCGGGUUCUUGAUGUGACCGCUCUUGUUCUUGGAGAUCUGAUAGGACCUGAGCUUAUCAUCCUCCAAAGGGCAUGGAGUUCUGUUGCUGGCACACACAUCUCUGUGUCAAGCCCCCGAAGCGUGAAGGUGAUGUAUCCGAUCCCAUCUCUCUUGAGCUCAGCAGCUGCUUCUUGGGAUGCUUCUUGA